Humulus lupulus (European hop) is the source of this 556-nucleotide messenger RNA. RefSeq names its product receptor-like protein EIX2. Gene Ontology annotation, molecular function: protein binding. The transcript has a single exon. The record is from RefSeq and is a predicted model, not a curated record. Lineage: Eukaryota; Viridiplantae; Streptophyta; Magnoliopsida; Rosales; Cannabaceae. Bases 59 to 475 code for a protein of 138 amino acids.
UCCUUGGAGUCUCUUUGACCUUUCAAACAACAAACUUGUUGGUGCAAUUCCACAAAGUAUGGCUAAUUUGAUGUCACUAAACGAGCUCGACUUGUCUUACAACAAUCUGUCAGGCAAAAUUCCAACAGGACCUCAACUUCAAACACUGGAGGAUCCAAAUAUCUAUGCUGGCAACGAUGAACUAUGUGGAACGCCAUUGCCAAAGAAAUGUUCUGGAGAUGAUGAUCGGAGAAAAAAUGCCCACGAAGAUGAUGAUGACUACAAAGAAAGUAGGAUCGAAAGAAUAUGGUUUUACUGUGUGGUAACACUUGGAUAUGCAGCUGGAUUAUGGGGAGUAAUUGGGAGUCUGGUUUUCAACAGAAACUGGAGGCAUGCUUUUUUUCGUUUCACUGAAAACACCAUGGAUUUGAUUCUUGUGACAGUAGAAAUGAAAAUUGGGAGACUGAAGAAGAGCGUCAUGAAGUGGACCAACUAAUAAAGAUAUCUACUGAUAACAUGUAUUUCUCUAUGUGUAUGUACGUACUUCAUAGGACGAUCGAUCCUCUCACUUUGUGUA